GUGACCUUAUAAUGUCACAAUACCAAUACUCGCCAUGUUCGACGCCAACCUCCAUACGGCUCCUCGCCGUUUCAGGCACUCAAGAUAGUCCAUCGUACGCAAUAGAGGAGGUAGACCUCGCGGACAGCCCGCGUUUUGAAGCGCUCUCAUACACAUGGACCGACUAUGACAAUGAGGAACCCAAACCAUCACAUGGAGAUUUGAACCCUUAUGGGUCAAUUCCCAUAUCUGGUGCCGGGUCUCUCAGAAUCACGCUGCAUCUCGCGGGCAUCUUGCAACACAUCCACGGACUAUUGGUACAACCCGAAUCCAGCGGCAAAAUUUGGAUUGAUCAAAUUGCAGUGAACCAGCACGAUCUGGAUGAGCGAGGCCACCAGGUCUCUCUCAUGCAACGCAUCUAUGGGCAGGCGGAGCGCACACUCAUGUGGAUUGGCAUGUCCAUUGAGCAUACGCCUGUGCUACUUAAUUUGACCAAAGAGCUGGGCGAUCUACCGCCGCUUGACAUCUUCUGGACUGAGGCGAUGCACAAGGACUUGGAAAGCAGGUUGCUGGCUGUCUUAUUUCGAGAGAACGAGGCAGGCUAUGGAAUAGCACAAUACGUCCAAGCACUGAAUUGGGUCCUUGGUCGCCCGUACUUUAAACGUGCUUGGAUCGUCCAAGAGGUCGUGCUGUCUACUCGGCCCACUAUGAUACUUGGAACUACCCCAUCUGAUGUUUCCAUACUUUAUCGUAUCAUGGUCGUCAUCAGUUAUUCCUCAAAGCCGGCUCUGCAAGAUAUUCAUUCGCUCAUUCCAGAUCAGAUCGCAGUUGACCGCUUGCUAAGCAUGGACACGGCACGUAGUUGGCUACGAGGCGAUCCCACGCGAAGCACCUUGUACAGCGAUUUCCUGGACGUGCUGUUCUGGCUCUCAUCAUCACGUGAGGCCAGCGACCCAAGGGAUGCCAUUAAUGCCUUCUUAGCUUUUCAAAAGAAUGAUUCUGGGUUAGACUUAGUUGCGGACUACAGAUUAUCUAAUGGACAAGCAUACCGGAAGUUUUGUUUAGACAUGGCGCAAAGGACUGGCUCACUUGCAUUCCUGGGGCUUGUCCGCGGCAGCGCAGACCCGGAGAUACCUUCUUGGACCAUAGACUGGCGAGUGGACGUCUCUUCUGCAGGAGACAGAUGGCAGGGUUACAGGAUAGGCGACACUCCACAUUACCCGUACGCCGCUGCGAAGGGACGAUCAUGCCAAGCGAACGAAAUAAAACGAGAAGGCGACAUGCGUUUCGUCGCUCGAGGCCGAAUCAUUGACACGGUCCAAUCCAUCUCACAUAUCACUCGUGAAGAGAUCGCAACCUUUGGAGUAGAAAACGUACGUCUGGCCGAAGAAAUGGCUAACCUCAGAUCCACCAUGCCUACAGUGGAUAUCGGUACACCUGCCAAGGCAGGUAUUACCAAAGAACGCGUCUUCCUCACGCUCUUGGGCCAUGAUCUCGGUCCACAACCCCGUGUGGAGCCACUACAAUAUACCACAGCGGAGUUGAUCUCAAUGUACGAACGCUUCAUUGACACGAAAACACCCGAACCUGUUAGUGAAGCAGUUCACAAAGAGAAGUUCCCUCAAAUGAAUUUAAGGCUCAUCCACAAACGACUCUUUCUCGGCCAUAAGCACUUGUUUGGGCUUGGGCCAAAAGCCAUUCAACCAGGCGAUUGCAUAUGCAUCAUCCACGGGUCUACAGUCCCUCUACUACUGCGACAGUGUGAGAACGGAAAAGAGUAUACUGUGGUAGGGCAAUGUUACUACGAAAGCUGGAUGUAUGGCGAAAAAGUCGAUUGGGAGGAGGACGAAGCUGAUGAGUUUGUACUGAUAUGAGUAAACUUAGUGCUUGGCCGAAUCACUACUGGUUUCAAGCGAUGAUCAUCGAGCGAACAGCAUAUCCAUGCUGCGGUUCAU
This is a messenger RNA of Alternaria rosae, 1934 nucleotides long. RefSeq names its product heterokaryon incompatibility protein-domain-containing protein. The coding region runs from base 12 to 1853 and encodes 613 amino acids. The record is from RefSeq and is a predicted model, not a curated record. The transcript has a single exon. Lineage: Eukaryota; Fungi; Ascomycota; Dothideomycetes; Pleosporales; Pleosporaceae.